AUGGAUAUUGAUGAACAGAAAAAUGAUGAAGAAAUUAUACAAGCAAAUGUAUUUUCUGUGAAUAUCAAGGAUUCUGAAGACCAGAAAUUCAAUAAUUUGAAUUUACCAGAGAACAUGAAGAUUGUAGAGUUCAAACAAGGACUUAAUGAGACAUCAUUCAUCAUCCAAUCUCUCAAACUUCAUUUCAUAUUUUACAAUUUGAGUGAAGAAGAAUUGUAAUUAUCUUAAUACAAAUGAGUAGAACUUAAGUAGCCAAUAAGAUGUUCUAUUGUGAAGCACAGUCUGGAACAUACCUCUUCAGACAAGGAGAUCAGGCUCAAUGCUUUUUCAUAAUCCAUCGUGGGAGUAUGGGAGUGACUGUCGAUGAUAUUGUAUUGAUAUUCAAAAUAUAUAUAUGUUCAUAGCCGAAAAGAGAACUUAGAGCUGGUGAAGGCUUUGGAGAGUUGGCUUUGUUAUACACUUCUCCUAGAUCUGCAUCAGUAAAAUGCUUUGAGAAUUGUUUUCUCUUUGGAAUAGAUAGAGUGAGUUUUAGAAGGGCUGUGGAAGACAAAAUAUUACAAGAAUAUGAAGAAAACAGGAAGUUUUUAGAAAAUGUUAGAUUUUUUUGUAAAUAAAGAUAAAUUAAUCUAUAUAGAUGAUCUUACAAAUGAAUAGAAGGAUGCCAUUGCCUCAAUCUUAAAAACCCUUAAAUUUUAUAGAUAGCAAAUGGUAGUCACUGAGGGAGAUCCAGGGUCUUCCUUCUACAUAAUUAAAGAUGUAAUUUAUAUACAAAUGAUUUAAGGGUACUGCAAUGGUAACCAAGAAUGGGAAGGAAAUAAAGAAGUUACACAAGGGUGAUACCUUUGGUGAGCAAUCACUAUUCUAUAAUACUAUAAGAUAGAUGUCUGUUAUGGCUGAAGAUGACGUAACUUGUUUGGUUGUUGGAAGAGAUGCAUUAACUAAAUUAUUAGGAGAUUAAAUCCAUAUUGUAACAUUUCGAAAUCUAUUGAAAUGGGCAUUUGAAAAGAAUGCUCUUUUGCAAAAGUUAACAAAGACCCAGAUUGAGAAGACUAUUAAUUAACUCAAAUUAACACUCUAUAGAGCUGGUGAUAUAAUUAUGAAGAAAGGAACAUCAGUCCAAUAGAAGAUUAUUGUAGUAGUAGAAGGGUGUGUGAAGAAGAACAAGUCAGGUAUAGUGAUUGCAACGAAAGGAUAGGUAUGGGGAGAAGAAUACUUUCUUAUUAUUAAUAAAAACAAAUUGUAUAACCAUAUCUUAUAUUUUCAGAUUGGAUGAUGAUAUUGUGAUGGAAACAGAUGGAGUAUUGGCAGAAAUGAGUCAUGAAAAUUUCAUUGAUUCAAUAGGAGGAUUCCUAGAAGAAGUCAUUAAAAAGAAUGAAAAGUCUCAAGAUAAGAAAAUGAAAUAUCAGAUUAAAUAGAAUAAUUAUGCAUCCAUUAAGAAAUCAGAUUUAAUUUUUAUUAAGCAAUUAGCUGUUGGUCAAUUUGGACCUGUCUAUCUAGUUAAGGCCAAAUCCAAUCAGCAACUCUUCACAUUAAAAACCUAUAACAAAUUAGAUAUUAAAUCAUACUAAUUGGAAAGGUACACUAUCUCUGCUAACUAGGUUUUUUGAAACAGAAAAGUAAAUACUUGAAUCCUUGCAAUCCCCCUUUAUUAUUAAAUUUUAUAGAACUUUCCAGGAUGAUUAUGAUCUGUUCUUACUCCUCGAAUUUGUGAAUGGCAAAGAAUUAUAUGAUGUAAUUCGUGACAUUGGUACAACAUCUAUUAAUUAAUCAAUAGGGUUACUCUCUAGUUAUGAUUCUUAAUUGUAUAUUGCAUCCAUGAUAUUAAUUGCUGAAUCCUUCUACAAAUAAAAAAUAAUACACCGUGACAUUAAACCUGAAAAUUUCAUGGUAGAUUCAAAAGGAUACUUAAAAUUAAUUGAUGUUGGAAUUGCAAAGCCAUUCUCUUCAAAAUCUGAACUUAAUAGAACUUUUACAAUUAUUGGAACUCCAUAUUGUAAAAUUAUAAUUAUUAUUCAGAUAUGGCACCUGAAGUGAUUUGUGGCAAAGGGUACAAUAAUCUAGUUGAUUUAUGGUCUAUUGGGAUUUGUUUAUUUGAAUUCCUCUGCGGAUAAGUACCAUUUGGUGAAGAUGCUGAAGAUCCGUAUGAAAUUUAUGAGUAGAUAAUUAAGAAUGAUAUCAUAUACCCAUAGUAUUUCAAAGAGAAGAAGGCCAAAAAGCUAAUAGAAUAGUAAUCAUAUGAUUUUGAAUUAGGUUGCUUUCGAGAAUUCCUGAAGUUAGAUUAGGAAAUUCCUUUGCAAAUCUGAAAGGACAUCAAUGGUUUGAAAACUUUGAUUGGGUACAUAAAAGUUUCAUAUAUAAAAUAGGAUAAAUUAAUAGAUUUAGAUAUUCCUAAUCGAUAUAUUCCUAAUUAAGAUUAAUUGAUUACUAGUGUAGAUAUCAAACAAGCUGAUUAGCAGCAUAGAAUGGUUGAUGAAGAAAUCAAAGUACAUUAAUUGCAUUUACAUAUAAUUUAGCAUGAACAACAAUCACGUCAAACGCUAGAAAAAAUAGUUUUUGAUGGACCAUUAAAUGAUUUUUGAUAUACAUAUUUGUU
Molecule: messenger RNA, 2593 nt
Organism: Paramecium octaurelia
Lineage: Eukaryota; Ciliophora; Oligohymenophorea; Peniculida; Parameciidae
Source: the annotation of a GenBank genome assembly